GGCAACGUUGGAAAAACAAUAAAAGAGGCGCGCGCGUCCCGGUAGCCAUUUUGAGAUCGGCUUUCGGUUUGGGUUGGAGAGUCGAAUAGGAGAGAAUAAAGAGAGAGAAUCCAUCGACUGUGUAUUUUCAUUCUGUAUUUGCAUUUUUUAAUUUUAAUUGUGAAAGUGUUGAAAGAUGUCUCACAGCCGGAGCGACUGCAGAAUAUACGUGGGCAAUCUGCCGCCAGACAUCAGGACGAAGGACAUCCAGGACCUUUUCUACAAGUUCGGCAAAGUGAACUUUGUUGACUUGAAAAACCGGAGAGGACCACCAUUUGCAUUCGUCGAAUUCGAGGACGCCAGGGAUGCCGAAGACGCGGUGCACGCACGCGACGGUUAUGACUACGAUGGGUACAGGUUGAGGGUGGAAUUCCCGAGAGGCGGUGGACCUGGUGGGUUCAGGGGUGGUCGCGGUGGAGGAGGCGGCGGUGGCGGUGGAGACCGCGGUCGCAGCUCACGUGGACCACCAGCGAGACGUUCCCAAUACCGAGUUCUAGUGUCAGGUUUACCGCCAUCCGGUUCCUGGCAGGACCUUAAAGACCACAUGCGCGAAGCCGGCGAUGUCUGCUUCGCAGAUGCCUUCAAAGACGGUUCGGGUGUUGUGGAAUUUUUAAGAUACGAAGACAUGAAAUACGCUAUUAAAAAACUCGACGACUCUAGGUUUAGAUCACAUGAAGGUGAAGUGUCUUAUAUCCGAGUGAAAGAAGAUCGCGGCGCUAGCGAUCGUAAGUCGGGCGGACGUUCCCGAAGCCGUUCGUACUCGCCGAGGCGUCGGGGCACGCCCACUUACAGCCCAGUGAAACGCAGUUACACCCGAAGUCGUUCCCGUUCUUAAUUUCAGACAUCAGGAGCCUCGAGUUCAGGCUUCAUGAGAGUCGUAAAAAAAAUAAAGAAAUCUCUAAAGUAAUACACGUUUAUGAACUCAACCAAUUUCACACACAACACGGAGCGAGGAGAGAGAGGAAGGAUUGAAUGUGCUUGAGAGAGAACAAAAAA
Messenger RNA from Nicrophorus vespilloides, 1035 nucleotides. It is a transcript of the gene SF2, whose product is annotated as serine/arginine-rich splicing factor 1A. The transcript has 5 exons. The record is from RefSeq and is a predicted model, not a curated record. Gene Ontology annotation, cellular component: nucleus; ribonucleoprotein complex; cytoplasm. Lineage: Eukaryota; Metazoa; Arthropoda; Insecta; Coleoptera; Silphidae. The coding region runs from base 176 to 874 and encodes 232 amino acids. Gene Ontology annotation, molecular function: mRNA binding.